GAUGAAAUUCUGAAAGCAGCUGUGAUGAAAUAUGGCAAAAAUCAGUGGUCUCGUAUUGCUUCUUUAUUGCACAGAAAAUCAGCAAAGCAAUGCAAAGCCAGAUGGUAUGAGUGGCUAGACCCGAGCAUCAAAAAGACAGAGUGGUCACGAGAAGAAGAGGAGAAACUGUUGCACCUGGCCAAGCUCAUGCCAACCCAGUGGAGAACCAUUGCCCCAAUUAUUGGAAGAACUGCUGCACAAUGUUUGGAACAUUAUGAAUUUCUUCUGGACAAAGCUGCUCAGAGAGACAAUGAGGAAGAAACUGCUGAUGAUCCUCGGAAACUUAAACCUGGAGAAAUUGAUCCAAAUCCAGAAACCAAACCAGCCAGGCCAGAUCCUAUUGACAUGGAUGAAGAUGAACUUGAAAUGCUGUCUGAAGCUAGAGCCCGUCUGGCUAAUACACAAGGAAAGAAGGCCAAAAGAAAAGCAAGAGAGAAGCAGUUGGAAGAAGCUAGACGGCUUGCUGCUCUCCAGAAAAGACGAGAACUUCGCGCUGCUGGAAUUGAGAUCCAGAAGAAAAGAAAAAAGAAGAGAGGUGUGGAUUAUAAUGCAGAAAUUCCAUUUGAGAAGAAGCCUGCCCCUGGUUUUUAUGAUACAUCAGAGGAAAACUACCAGUCUCUGGAUGCAGAUUUCAGGAAGCUACGUCAGCAAGACCUGGAUGGAGAAUUAAGAUCUGAAAGGGAGGGAAGAGAGCGCAAAAAAGACAAACAGCAUAUGAAACGGAAAAAAGACUCAGACUUGCCUUCAGCUAUUCUACAGACCAGCGGAGUGUCAGAAUUUACUAAAAAAAGAAGUAAGCUAGUGCUUCCAGCUCCUCAGAUAUCUGAUACAGAACUUGAAGAAGUUGUAAAAGUAGGCCAGGCGAGUGAGAUUGCACGCCAGACUGCUGAGGAAUCUGGAAUUACAAACUCAGCUUCCAGCACUCUUCUGUCUGAAUAUAACGUUACCAACAACAGCAUAGCACUAAGGACUCCCAAAACUCCAGCAGCACAAGACAGGAUCCUGCAGGAAGCCCAGAAUUUGAUGGCUCUCACAAAUGUGGAUACCCCUCUGAAAGGAGGUCUUAACACUCCCUUGCAUGAAAGUGAUUUUUCGGGGGUAACACCACAGAAACAGGUUGUUCAGACUCCAAACACCGUGCUUUCCACACCCUUCAGAACACCUUCUCAUGGACCAGAAGGCUUAACUCCUCGUGGAGGACUAACUCCUAAACCUGUGGUUGGUACAACUCCUGGUAGAACUCCACUACGUGAUAAAUUGAACAUCAAUCCGGAAGAGGGUAUGGCAGAUUACAGUGACCCAUCUUAUGCAAAACAAAUGGAGAGAGAGUCUCGUGAACACUUGCGCCUUGGACUUAUGGCCCUUCCUGCUCCAAAGAACGACUUUGAGAUUGUUUUACCUGAAAAUGCAGAAAAAGAACUUGAGGAACAUGAAGUAGAUGAAGCCUUUGUAGAAGAUACUGCUGAUAUAGAUGCCCGCAAGCAGGCUCUCCGAGAGGCAGAGCGUGCAAAGGAACUGAAGAGAAUGCACAAAGCUGUUCAGAAGAAUCUACCACGGCCCUCAGAAGUUAAUGAAACAAUACUGAGGCCUUUAAAUGUGGAACCACCUCUAACAGACUUGCAGAAAAGUGAAGAGCUAAUAAAGAAAGAGAUGAUUACUAUGCUUCAUUUUGAUCUUUUACACCACCCAUUUGGAGAACAGCCUAGUGGUAAGAAGGGGAAAGGCCCAGGUUUUGGAAGCAACAAUGCAGAACAUAUGGCUUACUUGGAACAAAAUCCUUACGAGAAGUUCUCCAAAGACGAUCUCAAGAAGGCACAGGAUCUACUGGCACAAGAGAUGGAAGUGGUAAAGCAAGGAAUGGGGCAUGGAGAGCUCUCAAGUGAAGCUUAUAACCAGGUGUGGGAAGAAUGUUACAGCCAAGUGUUAUACCUGCCUGGACAGAGCCGCUACACAAGAGCUAACCUGGCCAGCAAAAAAGACAGGAUAGAGUCACUUGAAAAGAGACUUGAGGUACAAAAUGCCAGAGUUCAGAUAACAACAUCUCGGCAAUGGGUCUACAUGCAGUUUGAGUACUAUGGCAGGGCACUGGGACUAAGGAACAAGAACUGA
Cariama cristata (Red-legged seriema) is the source of this 2148-nucleotide messenger RNA. It is a transcript of the gene CDC5L, whose product is annotated as cell division cycle 5-like. The transcript is spliced from 14 exons. Gene Ontology annotation, molecular function: RNA polymerase II transcription regulatory region sequence-specific DNA binding; DNA-binding transcription factor activity, RNA polymerase II-specific. NCBI's taxonomy places the organism in Eukaryota, Metazoa, Chordata, Aves, Cariamiformes, Cariamidae. Gene Ontology annotation, biological process: regulation of transcription by RNA polymerase II; mRNA splicing, via spliceosome. Gene Ontology annotation, cellular component: Prp19 complex; spliceosomal complex. The record is from RefSeq and is a predicted model, not a curated record. The annotation marks the transcript as partial.